Molecule: messenger RNA, 504 nt
Organism: Peromyscus eremicus (cactus mouse)
Lineage: Eukaryota; Metazoa; Chordata; Mammalia; Rodentia; Cricetidae
Product: DNA-directed RNA polymerase III subunit RPC1-like
Exons: 4
Coding region: 1-504 (167 amino acids)
Biological process (GO): DNA-templated transcription
Molecular function (GO): DNA binding; DNA-directed RNA polymerase activity
Source: RefSeq, a predicted model, not a curated record
AUGGUGCCGGCUGCCGAGUGCCCUUCUCCAGGCUCCGACUACAGAAACCACUGUCGCUGCAACUUCCCGGGUGGUGGUAUAGAGCAUUCUGGGGUGUCCAGAGCUGUCAUCCAUAUCCACAAGCACAGGGGAAUAGAGAAGUUCAAGCUUCUGGUAGAAGGUGACAACCUGCAGGCAGUCAUGGCCACCAAUAGUGUGAAAGGCAGCCAUAACACUUCCAAUAACACGUAUGAGGUGGAGAAAACUCUGGGCAUUGAGGCUGCCCGGACAACCAUCAUCAAUGAGAUCCAGUACACGAUGGUCAACCAUGGCAUGAGCAUCGACAGGAGGCACGUGAUGCUGCUCUCCGACCUGAUGACCUAUAAGGGUGAAGUCCUGGGUAUUACCAGGUUUGGCCUGGCCAAGAUGAAGGAGAGUGUGUUGAUGCUGGCCUCCUUUGAGAAGAUAACUGACCAUCUCUUUGAUGCUGCUUACUUUGGGCAAGAAAGACUGAGUAUGUGGUAG